Triticum dicoccoides is the source of this 991-nucleotide messenger RNA. Its product is annotated as lactoylglutathione lyase-like. The transcript is spliced from 8 exons. Gene Ontology annotation, molecular function: metal ion binding; lactoylglutathione lyase activity. The record is from RefSeq and is a predicted model, not a curated record. The coding region runs from base 16 to 741 and encodes 241 amino acids. NCBI's taxonomy places the organism in Eukaryota, Viridiplantae, Streptophyta, Magnoliopsida, Poales, Poaceae.
CCGUACCGCUCUGCCAUGGCCGCCGCCGCCACACUCCGCUCCGCUCUCCUCUCCUCCUGCCCCGCCCUCCGCCGCCUCUCCUCCGCCUCCGCCGCGCCGCGCGGCCCCCGCCUCGCCCAGCCCAAGGGGUUCGCCCGGGCUCGCCGGUCGUACCCGGCCGCGUUCGCCGCCUCCGCCAUGUCGACGUCGUCGGGGGCCAAGGAGGCGCCGGCCAACAACCCGGGCCUGCAGGCCGAGGCUGACCCCGCCACCAAGGGCUACAUCAUGCAGCAGACUAUGUUCCGCGUGAAGGACCCAAAAGUGAGCCUUGACUUCUACUCGCGUGUGAUGGGCAUGUCGUUGCUGAAAAGGUUGGAUUUUGCUGAGAUGAAAUUCAGUUUGUAUUUUCUUGGUUACGAGGAUUUGUCUGCAGCCCCUGCUGAUCCUAUCCAGCGGACUGGAUGGACUUUUGGGCAAAAGGCUACAAUCGAGCUCACUCACAACUGGGGCACAGAAAAUGAUCCUGAAUUCAAAGGGUACCAUAAUGGGAACUCCGACCCUCGUGGAUUCGGCCAUAUAGGGGUAACUGUGGAUGAUGUCUACAAGGCAUGUGAGCGCUUCGAACAUCUUGGGGUCGAGUUUGUGAAGAAACCAGAUGAUGGGAAAAUGAAAGGCAUCGCAUUCAUCAAGGAUCCCGAUGGCUACUGGAUUGAAAUAUUCGACCUGAAGAGAAUCGGGGAGGUGACUGCUACAGCAUCAUGAUGAAGCAUAAAACUCAAAUAACGGCAUCGCUCCUUGAGAAGAAAUUAUAUGAACUCAUCAGUUAUAUGAACUUGUGCUUAUAUUCUUGUACCGCUAGUCACAUUGUCAUGAGCAAAGAUGUCAUGUGACCGAUGUCUGAGCACAGAUAGAUCUGGCGCUGUAACCAUUCAGUAAUGUCGUAAGCUGCAGGUUGGAUAUUUUGGCAUAAAUAAAGGGCAGACUAUUAGUCAGGCGACUCAGAAUUUAUGAA